GCCAGUACAGUAGAGCAAUUCAAACCGCCGAAUCGAGCAAACCGCUUACCGCUUGCCGCUUACCGGAUAACCGCGUUCCGUUUCCCUCCGCUUCCAUUCGAUUUUGACCGUCGUCGUCGUCGGUUUAGCCAGAUGUCCACGUGAAAAAGUGUGAUAUAUCCGAAAAUCGGGGGGGUCAAUAGCAGCCGGUAGCUUAGUGGGCCGAACCCAGCCAUCCAUACAUCCAUCCAUUUACCAUUUUUACCACUCGGUGGGUCUCUUUUGGGGGAUCGUUUUGCAUUUUUAUCGCGGUGUCGUGUUUUUCGGUGUGCGAUUUUCCCCACAUUCCCCCCGUGUGUGUGCUGUGUGCUGUGCGAGGUGUUCUUGGAACAGAGAAAUACUAACGAUACGCUGGCAGAAAUCCACGGUUGGAAUAUUCGCUUCGAGUUAUACAUAUAAGGCUUGAACCGGAUUUAUUUAUUAAUUAUACAUACGAUUGUUUGAUGACCAAAACAAAAAUUGGCGGACAACAAAACCUGAGCUUGGAUUUACCGAAACCGAAAACCACACACACUCAGACCGAUUUCGAUAUAUAAAUGAUCUCGCCCAUCAAUUUAAUUUAAUCAAAAACCAUAACUCAAAUUCAAUGAACAAAUAAAAUUGCGCCAAUAAGCGAUCAAUAAAAGCGGGAAAACAAUUUCGCACGAGACAACGGGCAGUACAUCACCCGGGAAUCGCAUUGCCAUCUGGCAACGUUGUCGGCCGGCGCUUGUAACGGUUCUUCUGGAGAAUUUACUCACGCCUAGGAUCGGAGCACAGGCACAGGCAUGGGAAACUCGUCGUCUCACACGCACGAACCACUCGAGCGCGGCUUCACACGCGGAAAAUUCGGGGACGUUAAAAAUGGGAAAUCCGCCUCCUUCCGGUUUAGCAAGAAAUCGCCGAAGAAAAUGGAUCGUCUGCGUCGCUCCUUCCGCGACUCGUUCCGUCGCCGCAAGGAUCGCGUUCCCGAGUCCUCGAAGCCGCACCAGUGGCAGGCCGACGAGGAAGCUGUGCGAUCGGCCACCUGCUCCUUCUCGGUGAAGUAUCUGGGCUGCGUGGAGGUGUUUGAGUCGCGUGGAAUGCAGGUCUGCGAGGAGGCCCUCAAGGUCUUAAGGCAAUCCCGACGUCGUCCUGUCCGCGGACUACUCCAUGUCAGUGGCGAUGGCCUGCGUGUGGUGGACGAUGAGACCAAGGGCCUGAUUGUGGACCAGACCAUCGAGAAGGUCAGCUUCUGUGCCCCAGAUCGCAACCACGAGCGCGGCUUCAGCUACAUUUGCCGGGAUGGAACCACGCGUCGUUGGAUGUGCCAUGGAUUCCUAGCCUGCAAGGACUCCGGCGAGCGACUGUCUCACGCUGUGGGCUGCGCCUUUGCCGUGUGCCUGGAGCGGAAGCAGCGGCGCGACAAGGAGUGCGGAGUGACGAUGACCUUCGACACCAAGAACUCGACCUUCACGCGUACCGGAUCCUUCCGCCAACAGACAUUGACAGAGCGCCUGGCCAUGGCAACCGUGGGCACCAACGAGCGCAGUGUGGACGGUCCGGUAUCGGGAUCGAUGCCGGGUCCACCGGCAGCCACAGUUAAGCCGUUCAAUCCAUUCGCCAUCGAACGCCCCCAUGCCACGCCCAACAUGCUGGAGCGUCAGAGCUCCUUCCGCCUGAGCACGAUCGGCAGCCAGUCGCCGUUCAAGCGCCAGAUGUCGCUGCGCGUCAACGAUCUUCCGUCCAACGCCGAUCGCCAGCGAGCCUUCCUCGCUGCCGCCGCCGGGAAUCCGCUGCAGACGCCGCUGCGCAGUGUCUCACCCAUUGCCGAGGUGUCGCCGGCCAAGUCUGGAGCUGGAGCGGAUCAGUCGGCCGCCGCAGCGGCUGCCGAUUCCGUGAGCCAGCUGUGCCAGGAGCUCAGCCAGGGCCUGUCGAUGUUGUCUCAGUCGGAUGCUCUUUUGGCCGCCGGCGAUGAUCUGAACUUUAACAACAAUCGCAGCAUCAACCAGAACAUCAUAGCCGCCGAGAAGCAGGGCCAGCACGUGAUCUCGUACAGUGCCACGCCCACGGCGCAGGUGACGCCCCGAGUGGUCAGCACAACGCCCACUUACCAAACGCUCCACUCGCAGCAGUCGCCCACGCGAUCCGAGCAGAGCAUCGAGGCCACCACGGAGCUGCCCAAUGCCGAGCAGUGGCUGGGUCAGGUGGUGCGUAGUACUUCCCCGGCUGCUCCCAAGCGGCCCAGCUACCUGGCCAAUGUGGGUCGAGCUCAAACGCUAGCCAGUGGAACUGGAGGAGGAGGUGGUCCGGAUGAUCCCUUCGAUGCCGAGUGGGCGGCCAAUGUGGCGGCGGCUAAGCAACUGUCACCGGAUAUGCCGGUGCCGAGCACCUCUCGCUCGCCGCUGGCCAGGCACAGCACCAACCCGUUCAUCUCACCGCCUAAGGCUCCGGCGCAGACAUUCCAGGUGCAGCUCUAGGAAGCAGAGGAACGGGGACUAUCAGGGGGACAAAGUGUGGUUCGCUUGAAAAAGACGUAACUUAGUUUAAAGAACAGGAGCAGCAGGAGCGGGCCGAGCACAGAUGUUCAGAGAUCGAAGGUGCGAGGAUGGAUGGAUGGAUGGAUGGAUGAUGGAUGGAGGUUAUCAGAGAUACUUAACGCAAACAUAACUAAUGUUGAAAUAUGCAAAUAGAGAACCUAAGAUACAGCUAUUUAUACGCAGAACGCAUCAAGUAAACAGUAAACACACCAACUUGUGGCGCUUAGCACUAGGCCAAAACACAAAAUGCCGCUUCAAAUAACGAAAGAAAACAUGAAUUCACUAGCUCUUGAGAGAUCUUAUACCGGAAAUCAGGCUUUUAAGAGGGCCCUUAGACUCGUUUAUCUAGCAUAAUGGAAACAGCCCUCUCUGGUGACUACGACUGAUUCAGUAUAAGAUCCCUUGGACCCUCACACCACCACCCCCCUCAAACAAUUGACCAAGCUACCAAGUUACCCACGAAGACCACCAUAAAAAAGCAAAUUAAAAACGAAACAAAACAAAAAAUCCUAUAAAUGGCACCAUUUAAACUUAAAGGCAACAUCUGUAUUAUACUUUGGUAAUACCCUUCCAAUACUUGUUGAUCGAUCCCACUAAGAGUAUAGAUUAAAUAAAUAAAUCUACAAGUACGUUGCUAAUUAGGAACCUCUAUGUCUAGAGCCAAUUAUUAUUAUUUUGUCAGUGUCGUCAGUGUCAGCGGAAUACCGUUUUUAUCUAUCAAAUCUUUUAUUAUUUAAUUUAAUUUUUAAAUCUGUACAAAAUGUAUUAUACUUAAAUUAUAAAUAUAAUUUAAAAAUAAACAAAAAACGAAACGGAAAAAAAAAACAUGAAUGAACUCAAAGUUAUUUCAACUUGCAAAACAAGCAGCUAAAUAAAAGGCGACUAAAUAGAAACAAAUAAAGUUAUAUAUAUAAAGAUAAAGCUAUACAUAUUAAAUAUUGUAAAAGACAGCGCAACUUAACAGAAACGAUAAAUACAUUUGAUUUGUGUGCUUCAUGAGAA
Messenger RNA from Drosophila kikkawai, 3539 nucleotides. RefSeq names its product NUMB endocytic adaptor protein (gene numb). Lineage: Eukaryota; Metazoa; Arthropoda; Insecta; Diptera; Drosophilidae. Gene Ontology annotation, cellular component: cytoplasm. The record is from RefSeq and is a predicted model, not a curated record.